AAAAGUGGCUUCGCCUGGGGGCGGGAGGCAGAGGUGCCCUCGGACAGAGGAAACAUGGCCGAGUAUACGCGGCUGCACAACGCCUUGGCGCUGAUCCGCUUCCGAAACCCGCCGGUCAACGCCAUCAGUAUGGCUUUACUCCGUGAAAUAGAAGAAGGACUACAGAAAGCUGUAACAGACCAUACAAUAAAAGCCAUUGUAAUUUGUGGAGCAGAGGGCAAAUUUUCUGCAGGUGCUGAUAUUCAUGGCUUCAGUGCUCCUAGGACCCUUGGCUUAUCACUGGGAAGUGUAGUAGAUGAAAUACAGAGAAAUGUGAAGCCCGUGGUGGCAGCAAUCCAAGGGAUGGCUUUAGGAGGAGGACUAGAGCUGGCCCUGGGCUGUCACUAUAGGAUUGCCCAUGCAGAGGCUCAAGUUGGCUUACCAGAAGUUACACUGGGACUUGUGCCUGGUGCAAGAGGAACCCAGCUUCUCCCAAGACUCAUCGGAGUUCCUGCUGCACUUGACUUAAUUACCACAGGAAGAUAUAUUUUAGCAGGUGAAGCACUCAAGCUGGGCAUUCUAGAUAAAGUUGUGAACUCAGACCCACUUGAAGAAGCAAUCAGAUUUGCUCAGAGAGUUUCAGAUCAACCUUUAGAAUCCCGUAGACUCUUCAACAAGCCAAUUCCGAGCUUGCCCAACAUGGACACCAUUUUUAGUGAGGCCCUCUUGAAGAUGCGGAAGCAGCACCCUGGGUAUCUUGCUCAGGAGGCUUGUGUCCGAGCAGUCCAGGCUGCUGUGCAGUAUCCCUAUGAAGUGGGCAGCAAGAAGGAGGAGGAGCUGUUUCAAUACCUUUUGCAAUCAGGGCAGGCAAGAGCCCUGCAAUAUGCUUUCUUAGCUGAAAGGAAAGCAAAUAAGUGGUCAUCUCCCUCCGGAGCAUCGUGGAAAACAGCAUCAGCGCAGCCCAUCUCCUCGGUUGGUGUUGUCGGCUUGGGAACAAUGGGCCGAGGCAUUGUCAUUUCUUUUGCAAGGGCCGGGAUUCCUGUGAUUGCUGUAGACUCAGACAAAAACCAGCUAGCAACUGCAAACAAGAUAAUUACCUCUGUCUUGGAAAAAGAAGCAUCCAAAAUGCAACAGAGUGGCCACGCUUGGUCAGGACCAAAACCCAGGUUAACUUCAUCUAUGAAGGAGCUUGGUGGUGUAGAUUUAGUCAUUGAAGCAGUGUUUGAGGACAUGAGCCUGAAGAAGCAGGUCUUUGCUGAACUCUCAGCUGUGUGCAAACCAGAAGCUUUUCUGUGCACCAACACUUCAGCCCUGGACGUUGAUGAGCUUGCUUCUUCCACAAGUCGCCCUCACUUGGUCAUUGGCACUCACUUCUUUUCACCAGCUCAUAUCAUGAAGUUGCUAGAGGUUAUUCCCAGCCGAUACUCUUCCCCCACGACUAUUGCCACUGUUAUGAACUUAUCAAAAAAGAUUAAAAAGAUUGGGGUCGUCGUAGGCAACUGUUUUGGAUUUGUGGGGAAUCGAAUGUUGAAUCCUUAUUACAAUCAGACAUAUUUCUUAUUAGAAGAAGGCAGCAAGCCAGAGGAAGUAGAUCAGGUGCUGGAAGAGUUUGGUUUUAAAAUGGGACCUUUUAGAGUGUCCGAUCUUGCUGGGUUGGAUGUAGGCUGGAAAUCUAGAAAGGGGCAAGGUCUUACCGGACCUACGUUGCCUCCAGGAACUCCUGCCCGAAAAAGAGGCAAUAGGAGAUACUGCCCAAUUCCUGAUGUGCUCUGUGAAUUAGGACGAUUUGGCCAGAAGACAGGUAAGGGCUGGUAUCAAUAUGACAAGCCAUUGGGUAGGAUUCACAAACCUGAUCCCUGGCUUUCCACAUUCCUAUCACAGUAUAGAGAAACCCAUCACAUUGAACCACGUAUCAUCAGCCGGGAUGAGAUCCUGGAGCGCUGCUUAUAUUCACUUAUCAAUGAAGCCUUCCGUAUCUUGGGAGAAGGGAUUGCUGCUAGCCCAGAGCACAUUGAUGUUGUCUAUUUACAUGGAUACGGAUGGCCAAGGCACAGGGGCGGGCCCAUGUUCUAUGCUUCCACAGUUGGGUUGCCCACUGUUCUAGAGAAGUUGCAGAAAUAUUACAGGCAGAACCCUGAUAUUCCCCAACUGGAGCCCAGUGACUAUCUAAAAAAGCUGGCUUCUCAGGGAAACCCUCCCCUGAAAGAAUGGCAAAGCUUGGCAGGCCCCCCCAGCAGCAAGUUGUGAUUCAGCCUCCCAGCUUAUGCCCCACAUGCUAGCAUCAGGUAAUGCGCACUGAAGUUCAGUGAAAUUAAAUCCGAAAAUCCAAAGUAAGAUUGUUCUGAAAUACAAAGCGAAAGAAAUAAUCAGUAGAGUCUUCUGUGCGACGACGCUAAUGGUCAGAUCUUUAGGCGUGUGCUUCCCAUGCCUCUGAAUCUGCCCCUAUCAGAUGAAUUCAGUGCAUGAACCUGUGUGAAUGUAAUACCAUAAUAGCGGAUGAAAGAGGCUCAGGCAUAAAUGAUUCUCAAGUGCGGUGAUCGUUGGAGAAAUGUGUCAUCAAUUAAUAAAUGAUAAAUGC
This is a messenger RNA of Saimiri boliviensis boliviensis (Bolivian squirrel monkey), 2557 nucleotides long. RefSeq names its product enoyl-CoA hydratase and 3-hydroxyacyl CoA dehydrogenase (gene EHHADH). Gene Ontology annotation, biological process: fatty acid beta-oxidation. Gene Ontology annotation, molecular function: (3S)-3-hydroxyacyl-CoA dehydrogenase (NAD+) activity; NAD+ binding. Gene Ontology annotation, cellular component: peroxisome. The record is from RefSeq and is a predicted model, not a curated record. Lineage: Eukaryota; Metazoa; Chordata; Mammalia; Primates; Cebidae.